AUGGACACCCAGCAGCACCGAGUGGCGCUCCAUGUCUACGACCUCUCCAAUGGCCUCGCUGCCCGCGUCUCGGAAGCCUUGUGUGGCUUCCUGGUGGAAGGCAUCUGGCAUACGGGCAUUGUGGUGUACAACAAAGAAUACUUUUACGGCAACGGGAUCCAGGCCAUGCAUCCGUCGCAGACUCCGUAUGGCGACCCUGUCAAGGUCCACCAGCUCGGCUUUACUUCCAUCCAGGAGCCGCUCUUCCUCGAGUUUGUCCACGAGUUCUUGCUCGGCUCGGCCGCGGCCGUGCCCGAGUACAUCACCUCACUCCCCGGCGACAUCAUGGCAACGCCACUCGGGGAGAUGAUCCGCCCCAUGAUCGACCGCAUGAUGCCGGCGACGGCCGCGACUGCGACCAUGCUUGCACUCAAAGAAGCUGGUCUUCGCGCCAUCACCCGCCGCUCGCAGCUUGUCAAUCUACGUGCCGAGCCGACCGACCUUGUCGUCGCCUCGACGAUUACCAACGAGGACAUUGCCCGUAUGUCGCAGGUCGUCCUUCCCGCCCUAGCCGACCUCGCCGCUGCACCAGGCGUCGACAUCGUCACCCGCAUCGUCCGCGCCCUCACCGGUCAUGACUGCUCCGACCCGACCGCCAGGCUCGUCCUCGACGACUCGGCUGCUGAGCUCAUGACCGCAUUCACAUCCCUCCUCCCACACGCGCCCGAGUCGAUCUGGUUUGCCCUCAUCGACAUGUUGCGCCACACCGCCGGCACAAUUGCCGGCUUUGCCACCGUCGUCAUUCAGCUUCCGAGCUCGCCGCUCUUUGAUCUCAUCCAGCUGGUCCUCUCCACCUAUUCGUUUACCCGCAACGCACUGGCCCUCCGCCACCUCCGGUCCGCGCGGCUUGCGCUCGCUGUCCUAGUCCGCGACGUCCUUGCCGCCGUCCCGCUCGCUAUCUCGCGCAAGGCGCGCCGCACUGCUCUUCACGACUUCUCGGUCAUUGCUCCUUUCAUCUCGCAGCUCAUUGCCGACGCCCACGACCCCCUCCGGCUCGCCGGCGCCGACAUUCUCGUCAACUACGCGGUCGUCACCACACUCUUCCGGCCCAGUAGCGACGUGACACCCACCCUUGUGGCUCUCGCCGAGGAGAACGCCAUCGAGAUCAUGAAGCUCGCAAUGUCGUCGUUCCACGUUGAGACCCACGACGACAUUGCGCUUCGUCGUCUUCUCGCCUUUGGACGAGCUGCCAUCCUCUCGCCGCGCGCCACCAGCAUGGCCAGCUCGCUGGCCUCGAUUGGCCAUUUCGACGCCGUCCGCACCAUCUCUGACCGCGCUGCCCCGAAUCCCGUCAAGAUCGUUGCCAAUGAGCUGCUGUUCAUCGGUUUGUGA
This is a messenger RNA of Thecamonas trahens ATCC 50062, 1371 nucleotides long. Its product is annotated as thioredoxin. NCBI's taxonomy places the organism in Eukaryota, Apusomonadida, Apusomonadidae. Gene Ontology annotation, biological process: protein modification by small protein removal. The coding region runs from base 1 to 1371 and encodes 456 amino acids. The record is from RefSeq and is a predicted model, not a curated record. Gene Ontology annotation, molecular function: peptidase activity. The transcript has 3 exons.